This is a messenger RNA of Mandrillus leucophaeus (drill), 996 nucleotides long. RefSeq names its product peptidylprolyl isomerase A (cyclophilin A) (gene PPIA). The transcript has 5 exons. Gene Ontology annotation, biological process: protein peptidyl-prolyl isomerization. Gene Ontology annotation, molecular function: peptidyl-prolyl cis-trans isomerase activity. The record is from RefSeq and is a predicted model, not a curated record. The coding region runs from base 622 to 939 and encodes 105 amino acids. Lineage: Eukaryota; Metazoa; Chordata; Mammalia; Primates; Cercopithecidae.
CAGGCCCGCGCCUUGAGAGCCGUUGGGCUCCGCCCUAGCUCGGCCUGGGCGUCGCAGACCGGAGCCAGAAGCGCGCUCACGACCGCUUUCCUGGGAAGCUGUCCCUCGGCAGGCACGGGUGCUUUACAUCCUGAGCUGGGAAGCUGCUUGCUUGAGGGUUUUUCUCAAGGAUCGAGGCGCGGUGUGAGCCGGUCCAUGCUCAGUCCUUCUGUAGAUCCCGGGAGGCCAUGCUAUAAAAGGAGAUAAUGCUGGGAUGUGAUGGAUUGCCGCUUGAAGUAUCUUCCAUUUAGAUAAAGUAGGAAUAUUUAUACAUGAGCCCCAGCGUCCGCCCGUGUCCCCCACCCCCAAGCGGAAAUGUGAAAAUGGGCCUUGCCUUUGCUGGUGCCCAAGGACCGCCUUCCACUGCAGUGACGGCGUUGGCGGGGGAGGCGCUCUUGAGCCCCUCCCGAUUGUCCCUUUGCCUACCAGGCGAGUAGCGACUGGCCACAAGGCAGGCUUCUUCCGACCAAGCUGUUUGCAGACAAGGUUCCAAAGACAGCAGAAAAUUUUCGUGCUUUGAGCACUGGAGAGAAAGGAUUUGGUUAUAAGGGUUCCUGCUUUCACAGAAUUAUUCCAGGGUUUAUGUGUCAGGGUGGUGACUUCACACGCCAUAAUGGCACUGGUGGCAAGUCCAUCUAUGGGGAGAAAUUUGAAGAUGAGAACUUCAUCCUAAAGCAUACAGGUCCUGGCAUCUUGUCCAUGGCAAAUGCUGGACCCAACACAAAUGGUUCCCAGUUUUUCAUCUGCACUGCCAAGACUGAGUGGUUGGAUGGCAAGCAUGUGGUCUUUGGCAAAGUGAAAGAAGGCAUGAAUAUUGUGGAGGCCAUGGAGCGCUUUGGGUCCAGGAAUGGCAAGACCAGCAAGAAGAUCACCAUUGCUGACUGUGGACAACUCGAAUAAGUUUGACUUGUGUUUUAUCUUAACCACCAGACCAUUCCUUCUGUAGCUCAGGAGAGC